CAAAUUCAUUUUUUUUCGCAUCUGACUACAAUGAUUACGGUGAAUAAUUGUUUAGACAAUAUUUAUACAAUCAAUUCAGUUGUAUUACUGUGAAAUGAAUUUUUGAUAGUUUUUCGUGUGAAUACGCCAUCGCAAAGAUUCUCUUUUGGCAAAAGCUUGACCUAGUGCACGUAAAUUUGAAUAUUUUUUAUUUGCUGAGAUAAUUUCGACUGGUAUACUCUGAGACUAAUUUAGUAUCCAUGACAAAGGCGCAGCAUUCGUCAAUAAACAAUUGAAAGCAAAUAUACUAACAAGUAACAACAACACGAAAGAAAAAUGAUAAACAAAAGUCAAUGCAUAUACAUGGUUGCGUUCAAACAGCUGUAACUUUCGAGAUAGAGAGAAAGAGAAAGGGAACAACGAUCGAUUAUACUAUUAUCAAUGUUUCGUUCGUAAACAAUCUUACGUUUGAUUUGAAGCAAAAAAAAAACUCGACAAAGUCUGAGACAUAAACAUACGUUCAUGUAAAUUCUAACGACAACUGUUUUUCAAUUGUACCAUCGCGUGAAAAAGACGUCGAUCUCCGUUUGAGCAAAAUUGAUAGAAAAACGGUUUGUUUGACAAAAGGUAUUGUGUGUGUUUCUGAAUAAAGUACUAUCACAUACACACAUAUACCAUAUUCAAGAGAGUGUGAAAUUUGAGAUCGGCAACAAUUGAACAAAUAGCGCACAUGUAUGCCUUUGCAAAUACGCAAUGGAUGACAAAUUAAGUAUUAAAUCAUCGGAUUCGGUUACGACAAGCGGCGAAUAUGAAAUUGUCCCCGUUGGUGAAUUAGAAACGCAAAGCACACAAUUGCUCGGUACGUCGCCAACUCUGAAUAUUGCAAACAACGGAAAUUUCAACGAUUUGGAAAAAAAUUUAACCGAAGUGAUUCAUGAACUGGAUAAUAAUACAACAACCACCACACACACUAUAGACGCAUCACAGAUCACAGGACAGUCGACUAAAAUUGACACGGAUUCUCGACACACUGCAAAUAAAAUGGAUGAGAAUAAUACAAAGAGCGUCGUAGUUUGUGAUUCAAUGCAAUUGGAGUCCAGUAGAACUCAAGCUUGUUCACCCGACGGAACAGCAAACAAUCAAAUCGACAUGAAUAAAGUGGGACAAUCCGUAUUCUAUGGCCAUUUGAAUCUUAGUCCGAUGGCCGAAAAACAGGACUUUAUGAAACCAGAACAAAGUGACACCGAUGAAGAAAUGUCAGAUAUUGAUCAAGAUUGUACAGAGUUUUCAGGCGUAACAUAUCUCGGUUCGGCGAAAAUAAACGCACCAAAAUCAGAGAAUGAAAUUUUACGAAAUAUCAACGAGAUGAAUUCACAUUCACAAUCGAACGGGAUGAAAGUGUCUGUUAGCAUUCCGUCGUGUUCUGAAGGAUAUGUGGUAUUGCACGAUAGUGAAACAAAUGCGGUAAUUCAUCGAUAUGAAGUGAGUCGAAUCAUAUUUUAUUUCCGAGGUCCACCAGCUGGUCAGGAUCAGGCAUGCUUUGCAUUUACAUUUCAAACGGGUGAAACAAAUGAGUUGAAUCCAUUAUUUCAUUGCCAUAUAUUUCGAUGUAAUAUUCCCGAAGCCGUUAAUCAAGUUAGCAGUUGUUUUUCGAAAGCAUUUCAAUCGCCAAUGUCGGCCAGUAUGACAGCAAGCGUUAUGUCUGGAUUGGGUGAUAUAAAUAAUGCGAUGACGUCAUCGAUUUUGUCGGAUGUAUCGGGCAAUCCAAUCAAUGCAGCUGGAUAUGAAUUUGUGGUGUCGCUGCAAAUUCGUGAGAAAAUGGCAAAGACAUCGUACAGUGCGGUGCCACGCGAUCGAACCGGUUUUAAAUUGCGUGCAAAUACCGACAAAGAGUUCACAAUUACAGUGAAUCAAACGCCACCAUCAAAUUUUCCAGUUCUAUUCAUUGACAGAUGCUUUGGCGUGCUAUUAAAUCCCGGAAAAUUGGUGCGUCAAGCUGACAUGAAAUUACUCGACAUGGUAUCGAUGGGCUACACAAAAACGGAACAUCAAUUCAGUCAGAGUCAAACGUCAAGUAAUGCCACACCAUUUUCACCGUACAUAAUACGAGCCGAAUGGAAGGCAAAUGACAAAAAUUUCGAACAAUUGAAUGUUGAAUCAAGCAAAUUGAGUAUAACAAUUGCCGUUGAUUUGGUGAUUCGUGGAAUUCAAGAACCAGUACGGUUUGUCAUUGAAACGGCCGUAAUGAUUCAUUCGCAGCAUGAAAUGCGUUUGAUGGAUGUGUUUAGCAGCAAAAAAUCGAUGUCACAACGUUUUUAUUUGCAAUUGAAGGACAGCGGUGAUGGUGGAUGGGAAGUAAGCUCAAUCGAUCCAUCGGAUGAAAUUGUUGAACCGGCCACAUCGACACACGUACAACCGUCAUCGAUUCUAAAGAAUUGGGGCUUUAAAUUAGUUCGAUCACCGAGCACCAUUUCGAUUGAACAAGAUGAAAGUCCAGUCGAUUACGAUGAUUCGGAUGGUGAUGAACCGUUGCUUAGUGGCACCGGCGAAGAGUGUAUUCCACAAGAUAUAUCACAAGAAGUGCUCGACGAGUGGUGCCCAAUUAUGACAUCGGAUUGGGAUGGAAAACGACCAAAGAAUCUAUCGCAUUUAGUGCGAUUGGGAAUACCCGAGAAAUUACGAGAUAAAAUGUGGCAACGAUUAAGCGGUGUUGAGAAUAAUGCCGCUCUUAUUGAUGCAUAUCGAUUGUUAUUGACAAAAGAAACCAAAUGCGAAACAGUCAUUCAACGUGAUAUUAAUCGAACAUUUCCGGCGAAUAAAUUUUUCAAAGAAAUUGGCGGCUCCGGACAGGAUGCACUAUUCAAAGUAUCUAAAGCGUAUGCAGUUUAUGACACCGAAGUAGGUUAUUGCCAAGGUUUAACAUUUAUCGCAGCCAGUUUAUUGCUUCAUAUGCCCGAAGAGGAGGCUUUUUGUGUUCUAGUUGCACUUAUGUACGAGUAUAAAUUGCGUGACUUAUACAAGGACGGUUUUGUAAUGCUCUCUUUGCGAUUAUAUCAAUUGAAUCGUUUGAUAAAAGAUCAAAUGCCAAAAUUACACGAACACUUUGAACAAUUGGGGGUCGAAACUCACAUGUUUGCGAGCCAGUGGUUCUUGACAUUGUUCACAGCGCGCUUCCCGCUCUAUCUAGUUUUUCACAUUUUAGAUGUAUUUUUCCUUGAUGGAAUACAAAUUCUCUUCCAAGUUGCGUUGACGUUGCUCAAUGAAUUUGAAAACGAACUACGAACAUUGGAUUUCGAAGGAAUAUUAAAGUAUUUCCGUGUAACAUUGCCGAAACGAUGUCGCAGCACAACAUUUGCACGCAAACUCAUGAAGAAAGCCACCGAACGUAAGGUAAAACGAUUAAAGCAAUACGAAGACGAAUUUUUGGCACAAAAGGAAUUGGCCGAAAAGAAAGAAGCUGCCACGAAAGAGUAUGAGCUGCGUUUCGAUGAAGAACGUACCAAAUACAAAGCGGAUAUUUUAAUGCUACAAAGUAAAUUGAAACAAGCCGAAGAUAAGAAUAAACAUGAAGUGGAACGCAACAAAACUAUCAUCGACGAUUAUAAGCAGAUUAUUCAACGACAAGAACAACAAAUCACAAAACUAAAAGAUAAAAGCGCAAAAUGCACCAGCUGCUCAUCGGACGAUGUGGAUUCGUCGUCGGAAUUAAGUGAAAAAAGUGAGAAAUUCGGUUCAAAGCAAGCGCUCAACAAUUUGGGUCCGUUGGAUCCAUUGGAGAUCGCUUCGAAGCAAAUAAAAGAGCUCGAAUUGGCGUUAGCACAGACAAAACUGGAUUUAGUCGAAUCUCAAUGCCGAAACCAGGAUUUGACCCAUCAAUUGAAUACGCUGAUCGCUGAAAUACAAAGUAAUCGCAAUAGCUGGCAGCCAUGGUUGGCCAAAACUAUAAGUUCAAUUCAGGAGAAAGUUGCAUCAUCGAAACGUGACACACCAACAUUUCAAUCAUAUACAUCACAAUCGACACACACAUCAAAUAACUCAUUGGAACAAAACCAGCUCUCACCAAGUUUGCGUCCAAAAACUCUACCAAGUCCUUUAUCUAGCACUGGUCGAUUUAGCUUAGACUUUAGCCGAAUGGAUAAUAGUCCCACAAACAUUCUUAAUAGCGGCAACACCAAUCAGAAGUAAUCGUACAAAAAACACGUGCUAAUGCCAAUUAGAAAACUACAAAAAACAACAACUUAUUGUUUUUUUAGUAGGAUGCACCAAAUGCAAAGGCUACAAUGCAAUCUAUGUCUAAACAAAAUAAUACAAAAAACAAAAAUAAAAUGUUUUUAUUUAAGAUUUUCAUAUUGGAAAUGUAUACAUAUAUUAUAUACGAUUAC
This is a messenger RNA of Contarinia nasturtii (swede midge), 4361 nucleotides long. RefSeq names its product rab GTPase-activating protein 1-like (gene GAPcenA). Lineage: Eukaryota; Metazoa; Arthropoda; Insecta; Diptera; Cecidomyiidae. Bases 733 to 4164 code for a protein of 1143 amino acids. The record is from RefSeq and is a predicted model, not a curated record. The transcript has 9 exons.